Molecule: messenger RNA, 361 nt
Organism: Rubroshorea leprosula
Lineage: Eukaryota; Viridiplantae; Streptophyta; Magnoliopsida; Malvales; Dipterocarpaceae
Source: the annotation of a GenBank genome assembly
CGGCCUUUCCCCAAUCUGCAGCUCCAGUUUUAGCUGGAGAAUUAUGGAAGUGAAUCCGAGGACGGGGAAACCACGGGAAGUGACGAGUUAAAAGGCUAGCCAUAUUGUAAUUGAACAUAGACUUUAUAAUUUGAUCUUCAGAUUUUGAUGGUAUCAGAGUAUGAUAUGAUUAAGUUCCAAGCCUUAUGCAUUUGUGGGACUCGUCUCGCGAGUGCACGGCGUCUGUCGCGCCUCGAAUUUGAGUUUGGGGCGUGACAUGCAUAAAAUUAAUUAUAAAUUUACACAUUAUAUUAUACAUAAAUAGUGUACUAAAAACAUUGUACCCUAGCCAUUUUUGGGGUAAAAAACAUAUUGAGUAGGA